Molecule: messenger RNA, 953 nt
Organism: Umbelopsis ramanniana AG
Lineage: Eukaryota; Fungi; Mucoromycota; Umbelopsidomycetes; Umbelopsidales; Umbelopsidaceae
Exons: 7
Coding region: 218-811 (197 amino acids)
Biological process (GO): formation of cytoplasmic translation initiation complex; translational initiation; formation of translation preinitiation complex
Cellular component (GO): eukaryotic translation initiation factor 2 complex
Molecular function (GO): translation initiation factor activity; translation initiation factor binding; mRNA binding
Source: RefSeq, a predicted model, not a curated record
ACUCAUCUCUAACUAAGAAUGUCUGACAACGAGAGAGACCCAAUUCAAGAUCCCAUCGAGGAUGAAGAAGAGGUUGAUUUUGAAGACGAACUUGAACAACCUUCUGGCACAGCUACUCCCGACAAUGAAGUCAAUGAAGAUGCUGACGAAGAAGAUCCUGAGCAAAUGUUUGCUGAUUUAAAGAUGAAGAAAAAGAAGAAGAAGACCAAGACCGAGGAUGCUCCAGAGGCAGCUGAAGAAGGUGCCGCAGCUGGUGAUGAGGACCUUGACUUUGGUGAGCUUAAGAAGAAGAAGAAAAAGAAGAAGAAAAUCAUGGCUUAACAGCGAUCGCGAUUACACCUAUAGCGAGCUUCUCAGCCGUGCAUUCAAGACACUUCGACAGAACAAUCCUGAACUUGCAGGUGAAAAGAAGCGAUACACCAUCGUUCCACCAUCAAUUCAUCGUGAAGGUAACAAGAAGACUAUCUUUGCUAACGUCGCUGAUAUUGCCAAGCGAAUGCACCGAAAUCCAGAACACGUCAUUCAAUUCUUGUUCGCUGAAUUGGGUACCAGCGGAUCCGUUGAUGGUGCUCAACGACUUAUCAUCAAGGGUCGUUUCCAACAGAAGCAAAUUGAGAACGUUCUUCGACAUUAUAUUGUAGACUAUGUUACUUGCAAAACCUGCAAAUCCCCAGAUACUAUCCUGCACAAGGAUAACCGAUUGUACUUUGUACAAUGUGAAGCCUGCGGUUCCUCAAGAUCAGUUACUGCCAUUAAGACUGGUUUCAAGGCUCAAACUAAGGAGGAUAGACGGGCUGCAAAGAGAGUAUAGUUUUGGCCGUAUAACAAAGAAAAUACAGAACGACAUGUGUGCAUAUACGAGGCGGCAUCUUCAUAUUACAAGCCUCAAUAAAAAACAAUUUGAAUCUCUGUGGUCGUAUGUAAUUUACUAUAUGGGAGACUGACAGGUAGCA